ACAACUCCCAGAGUGCGCCAAGGUAGCGAGCGCCCGCGGCAGUGACGAUUGUGGCGGACAAGGCCCGAAGGGACUCUGCCUUGUGGAGUGGCGCUGCUGCUUGGGCCGGUGGCAGACUGCAGGCUGCUGGCGUCGCGGCUGAGGAAAACGGGCGAGUGGGUUCGACCUUUCCCGUUGUGGUGUCCGCAACGAUGAGUGCUGCCAGGGAGUCCCAUCCUCACGGGGUGAAGCGUUCAGCCUCCCCAGACGACGAUCUUGGAUCUAGCAAUUGGGAGGCAGCAGACUUAGGUAAUGAAGAAAGAAAGCAAAAGUUCUUGAGACUUAUGGGAGCAGGAAAGAAAGAACAUACUGGUCGUCUUGUUAUAGGAGAUCACAAAUCCACAUCUCACUUCCGCACAGGGGAAGAAGACAAGAAAAUUAAUGAAGAACUGGAGUCUCAAUAUCAACAAAGUAUGGACAGUAAAUUAUCAGGAAGAUAUCGACGACAUUGUGGACUUGGCUUCAGUGAGGUAGAUGAUCAUGAUGGGGAAGGUGAUGUGGCUGGAGAUGACGAUGAUGAUGAUUCGCCUGAUCCUGAAAGUCCAGAUGACUCUGAAAGUGAUUCAGAGUCAGAGAAGGAAGAAUCUACUGAAGAGCUCCAAGCUGCUGAGCACCCUGAUGAAGUGGAGGAUUCCAAAAACAAAAAAGAUGCAAAAAGCAACUAUAAGAUGAUGUUUGUUAAAUCCAGUGGCUCAUAACUCCCAAACACUUAGUCUUUGUAUUAAAAGUAAGCCUUAUUGUUAUAAUGCACAGUGGAGGACUGCUUAUAGAGCACAGACCUUUGUAUUAUAAUUUUUAAAAAGGCCCUUUUAAAUAAUUACAAAGAGUGUUUGCUUUCAGAUGCCAUGGGUUACACUUUUAUGGGCAUGACUAUAACCAUUUUUGUAAAGAGUAAGAGUUGUAUAAAAUAAGAAAUAAAUACAAUACUCAACUUCUUUUCAUGUUAGCAUCAUCAACAAUCUCUAAUAUCACCUUUUUACCCCUUCAGAUAAAGUUAUGGGGGAAACAGUAUUUUUUGUGUGGUAGCUGUUUAUCUUUUUUUGUUUCUUCAUGUUUUUCUUUUAUAAAAGUUUUAUCUGGUACUGUGAUGUGUUCAUGGGAAAUAGUCUUUUAUUAUACUUUCUCAUAGUAGAACUAUUCAUCAUGGAUAUUUCUGCUGCCAAUAACAAUCUAAAUUAAUUCUGGCAAAAGAUUUGGAACUUAGUUUACUCUUACUGAUUCAGCUCUACUCUUUUGGACCAAAGCAACAUGAGAGCAAAUACUUUUCACACCUGUUAGGUUGGGGUUGCAGUUGUCAUGUAUUUGGAAUGCUAUGAUCCCAAGCAGUCUUUAUAUAAUUUGAAUGAUAUUGUAUGUUAGUUUUUUUUUUUUAAUAUAAAAUUGGCCAAUUUUUACAGAAGAAAAUUUUUCUCUGAUCAUUUGGUCCUAUCUAUUUAGGAAUAUGUAAAAUGGAACUUUUUUUUUUUUUUAAGGUAAUAUGUGACCAAAGUUAAUUUCCUUCCUAAUGCUUAAAUAAAGAGAAAGCAGUUUCCCAUA
This is a messenger RNA of Bubalus bubalis (water buffalo), 1575 nucleotides long. It is a transcript of the gene C16H11orf58, whose product is annotated as chromosome 16 C11orf58 homolog. The transcript has 5 exons. The record is from RefSeq and is a predicted model, not a curated record. NCBI's taxonomy places the organism in Eukaryota, Metazoa, Chordata, Mammalia, Artiodactyla, Bovidae. Bases 192 to 737 code for a protein of 181 amino acids.